GGGCGCUUUGCUUUCUGUCUCACGGCUCGGCUGCUGAAGGAGAAGAUAUUGAAUUAGGGGUUUUAUCUUCAGAGCCAGUCGGAGAGAAGGGAGAGAGAGUCAAACGAGAGCAAGGAUGACGACAAUUAUUCCCACCUCCGAGGAAGAUCCUGCGCUCGCCGUCGUCCGUUUCACCUCCGAGCUCGCUUGGGCCGAUGCCGGUCCUGAGGUUGCGGAGCCUCAUGUUACCAGGUUAUGUAGAGAGGCUCAGGAGUCUAUUGUAGCUAGCAGGUGGCUGGAUUUGGCCACGCUAAUGCUAACUUCGGCUGAUUUGGUGUCGACCAAGAUUUCUGAGAAAGAUCUUGAGUGUGCCUACACCAUUAUUUGCAGUCUUGUCAAGAAUGUGGAAAACCCUGAUGAAGCCCUUGAGAUGGCCAAGGCUAUAUCAUCAAAGAUCGCUCAACAGCCAAAUGACAAAGCUUCAUUGCGUUUGAAGAUCAUUUUCAAUCUGUAUAAUCUACUGGCCCAACCAUAUGCUCGUUUCAAGGUGUAUAUGAAAGCACUGGAACUAGCGGUCAACGGGAAGGUUACUGAAUAUAUACUGCCUUCUUUUAAGAAGAUUGACAGCUUCUUGAAAGAGUGGAAUCUCGACAUCAAAGACCAGAGAGAACUUUUUCUCGCCAUUGCUAAUGUGCUGAGAGAAAAUAAAAGCAUGGCAAAAGAAUCCUUCACGUCCCUUACCAAGUAUCUGGCAACUUUCUCCAAAGAUGAUUCUCAAGUCCUGGCUGAAGCCAAGGAGGAGGCUGUGCGUGCUGUUGUUGAAUUUGUCAAGGCGCCUGGUAUAUUUCAGUGUGAUUUACUGGACAUGCCGGCUGUAGCUCAACUGGAGAAGGAUGCUAAAUAUGCACCAGUUUUCCAGCUACUGAAGAUAUUUCUUACGCAGAGGCUGGAUGCGUACCUAGAAUUCCAAAAUGCAAACUCAGGGUUUCUCCAGACAUAUGGUCUUGUUGAUGAAGACUGUGUAGCGAAGAUGAGAUUGAUGUCGCUAGUUGACUUGGCUUCUGAUGAAUCUGGGCGAAUUCCAUAUGCUCUUAUCAAGGAUACACUACAGAUAAACAGUGAUGAGGUUGAAUUGUGGGUGGUAAAGGCGAUAACUGCGAAGUUGAUUGAUUGUAAGAUGGACCAGAUGAACGAAGUCAUACUUGUGAGCCGUUGCACUGAGCGUAUAUUCGGGCAAAAGCAGUGGCAAUCUCUUAGGACGAAGCUUGCAACUUGGCGGGAUAACAUUGGGAAUGUAAUCAGCACAAUUCAGGCUAACAAGAUAACGGAGGACGGCUCUCAGACAUCAGCAGCUGCAACUCAGGGACUGACCAUCCGUUGAAGAAUUCAUCUUCUUGAAAAAUUCUCCACCCGAAAAGCUCUCAAUCUCGACUUUGAUACGAAAGAGAUUUGUCAUCUCAAAUCCUCCCCCUACUGUAUUCCUUGCCAGUUUUGUCCUUUGUUUUCCGACUUCUUCCUAAGCGUCUGAACGAUACGGAGACUUUAUCAUACAUUUUGGUGAAGCACUUAUUCUGAGAUUGGUUCUAA
This is a messenger RNA of Tarenaya hassleriana, 1566 nucleotides long. RefSeq names its product eukaryotic translation initiation factor 3 subunit M-like. Gene Ontology annotation, biological process: cytoplasmic translational initiation. The record is from RefSeq and is a predicted model, not a curated record. Lineage: Eukaryota; Viridiplantae; Streptophyta; Magnoliopsida; Brassicales; Cleomaceae. Bases 116 to 1360 code for a protein of 414 amino acids. Gene Ontology annotation, cellular component: cytoplasm; eukaryotic translation initiation factor 3 complex. Gene Ontology annotation, molecular function: translation initiation factor activity. The transcript is spliced from 10 exons.